This is a messenger RNA of Linum trigynum, 2265 nucleotides long. The record is from the annotation of a GenBank genome assembly. Lineage: Eukaryota; Viridiplantae; Streptophyta; Magnoliopsida; Malpighiales; Linaceae.
CCACAUUAUAUUCGGUUCGGUAUGGUCUGAUCCAAACUUCAAUUUGUUUCAAUGCGGUUCGAACAUAUCAAUUCAUUGCACACCCCUAGGACUAUCAUGUCAUCAUUCCAAACUUCAAUGAUAAUUCGAGAAGAACAAAAUCUGUUAGUAAGUAGUAACUAAACGUUUAGGGACUAAUUCAGUAAUUGGUCCUUCCCUUCUAGUCUCUCUAGAGUCUAGUCAUAUGGUCAAAUAUUAUUGAUGCCUAUACCCCAAUCCGGAACCCUCCUCGUCAUUCCCUUUCCCCCCAUGUGAAACUGAACUCCCACAUAAAUAAAUUCGCGGCAAGCAAACAAAACCAGACAAGAAACGAGAGGAAAGAAGAGACUGACCAACUAUUAAAAGUCGGCGGCUACAGUCCUGUGACUCCAUAGUCAAUUAUCUCCUACCGCCCCCUGCCCUACCCUCUCCCUCUCCCUCUCCCUCUCCCUCCCGUCCAUAUUUAUUCCCCCACAAAUGAUCCCAAUUCCCAGAUUGCAGAGUUCGCCAUAUUUCACAAUCAUUCAUUCAUCCAUUUCCCUAGUUUCCCACUAGAACCCAGAAAGCAGGAAACAUAAUUUCAGAGCUAUUAUUAUGUCGAGAAUGGAAGUGAUCAUACCUUCAUCACCAGGCAGAGGGAUGGCAGGAUUCGACUUCAACGACGCCAGGCCGCUGCCUUUCCUGAGCGCGCCGGCUUCCCCGCGGCGGUUCGGCGACCUCACCCUCAGCGCCCCGACGAGCCCGGGCCGGGUGGCGGAGUUCUACCGGAGCUUCGAGAAUUUCUCAGAGUACGACGGCGGCGGCGUCCCUUUCCACUGGGAAGAGAAACCAGGGACGCCGAAAUCGCCCCCCAAGAAGCUGCCUUCCUUCAAGGACGAGGAUUUCGCAUUCGAUUUCAGCGCCGAUCUGGAGGAGUCCUCUCUUACUGCUGCCGACGAGCUGUUUGACGGUGGCAAGAUCAGGCCUUUGAAGCUCCCGCCGAGGUUGCUGCAGGUGGAGGAGAUCAAAAGCCCGCUGAUUCAUUCCCCCAGGUCGCCUAUUGAGCAAGGGAAGCGGAUCAUAAAGGGCGCCUUCGCCUUCUCCCCCAGGAGGAAGAAAGCUCAAGCUGCUGCUGCGCCAAUGGAGUUUGUUGAUUCGAGUAAUGAAAGGGGGAGAGGGAGGAAUCUUACCUCGAGUUCGAGCCGGAGAGGGGCCACAAGAUCCUUGUCCCCUUACAGGGUUUCGCAGUAUCCAUGGGAAGAAGAGGAGAGGCAAUUUCAACAAUUACAGCAACAAAAACAGCCAGAGCCAGAGCACAAUCUGCAGCAAACUGCGGCUGUUUCUUCUUCUGCUGUUGCUGCAACUGGAAAGAGUUCGUCGAGGAAGUGGAGACUGCGCGACCUGCUGCUGUUCAGAAGCGCGUCGGAAGGGCGAGCUGCGGAUAGAGAUCCUUACAGAAAGCAUGCGGCUUUCGGGGGGUUGUUCAGGAGGCACGACGAUGUGAAGAGCUGCAGCAUCAGGUCGACGGACAGCAACGGUUCGAAUGGUGGGUCGUUGAGGAGGAAAGGACCCGUUUCGGCUCACGAGCUGCAUUACACCAAGAACAAAGCAGCGUCGGAGGACAUGAGGAAGAGGACUUUCUUGCCUUACAAACAGGGGAUUCUCGGGAUGAGAUUGUCCUUCACUACUCCUUCCCCUGCUCGAUAAAAAAAAAAAAAAAAAGAUGAUACUACAAAUAUAUAUAAAUAUAUAUAUACACAAUCUUUGAUUCAUCAAAGUGAAGAGCCUUCAUUUGUUCUAUCUUCCCCAGUUGUCUAUAUACACUGUUCUUCCUGUUCUGUCAAGAGCAAAGCACAGAGGAAAAGAAAACCAGAUAGUACAGCCUAAUCAAUGGUGUUCUUGAGCAACCAUAUCAUUUCCCCUUUUUUUUUUCCUUCUGUUUCGGAUCAUCUUGUAAUAAUACUGUAAAAGGACGGUAAAUAUUCCUAUAUCCCUGCAGUUACAGCGGAUCAUCUGGUUACUUCAUUAGUGUAAUCAGAGAGCCCAAGAGUCAUUUCAGUAUCAGUGAAAUUGUUUUACCGCGGUAAAUAUUAUUACUGUUACUCCACAGCCAUGGGAACACAGUAUGGGGCACACCAAGAAAAUUCAAAGGAGAAUAUGAGAAAGUUACAAGAAGCUGUCAUAGUUGAAUUAAACUAUGGGUACCAACUGAACUAACAACCAAACCCCAUGCAUAUCCUACCAACCCAAUAAACAACAGUUGUCUGU